Fraxinus pennsylvanica is the source of this 1548-nucleotide messenger RNA. The record is from the annotation of a GenBank genome assembly. Lineage: Eukaryota; Viridiplantae; Streptophyta; Magnoliopsida; Lamiales; Oleaceae.
AUGGGUAGAAUUUCCUCCGCAGUAGAAGUUCCCGAACUACGCCGCCGCUCGCCUGAAUCCCGUAAUUACCACCGUCGUAGACAUAGCCGCAGCCGCAGCAUGAGCCGGAGCCGGAGUCCGGGCUACAGUCGUAGCCCGCCUAACAACAGCUACAACAGGUACCGACGCUCUUCUCCUGAUUAUUCUUCGUACCGUAGACGUAGUCCAAGGUCUGAUGAAACCCCACAGUCCGACGGAAGAAAUAGAAACAGGUAUGAUGAUAGAAAGAAACCGUUUCUCGUCCGCGAUUAUAAAAAUGGAAGACAUGGGGAGUCUGAAUCGGAUGAAGAAUUGAGAAGCUUGGGAUUCGAAGAGUACAGGAGGCUUAAGCGCCAGAAAUUGAGAAAAUUGCUCAGGAACUGUAUUUGGAAUAGUACUCCUAGCCCUCCUAGGGAUCCAAACCAAUCCUCAGAUUUGGAACCUGAGGAUGAGAUUACCAGGAAAGUUGAAGAAGAAAAAGAGAGCAGAGUGGAUAACAAAUUAAAGUCUGGUUCGAAAAAAUUGAGUAGCGAUUCAUCAGAGAGUGAAUUUGAGUCGGAGCCUGAGGAUUUUGAAUCUAGAUCAGAUGAUUCGCUGCCGAGGAAGAAGAGGAAGAGUAGAAAGUUGAGUUCCAGGCGCAGGGGGAGGAGGUCAAAAUCUGUAUCUGAGAGCGAGAGUGGGUCAGAGGAGUCGGGUGAUGAUGAUGAUUCCGAAGAAGAAAAUAGGAGAAGGCGGAGGAGAAAAUCGAAGAAAAAGAGCAGUAGGAAAAGUAAGAGGUCUGAGAGUAAUAGGAGGAAGAAGAGCAAUAGUAGAAGGAGGAGCUAUUCAAUUGAAAGCAAGACUGACGAGAGUGAAACUGAGGAUUCCGAUGCUAGUGAUCAUGUUAAGUCAAAGAAGGGGAAGCGUGCCUCAUCUUUGAAGUCUCAAAGCUGCAAGAAGAAGAGAGAAUUUGAGAGUUCCAAUGCCGAUGAAAGUAGCUCUGAUUCUGAAAUUGAUGAAAAGAACGCUAAGCAGAAGGUAGAAGAGGCUAAAGUGAGUGACGAGAAUAAUGCAGAGUUGCUCAAGUUUAAGGAAAUGAUUGAGUCUAGGAAGAAACUGACUCUGGAUGAUGAACAGGUUGUUGGGCCAAUGCCUUUGCCAAGGGCAGAAGGGCACAUUAGCUAUGGUGGUGCACUUAGGCCCGGUGAAGGUGAUGCCAUUGCACAGUAUGUUCAGCAAGGUAAGCGUAUCCCUCGCAGAGGUGAAGUGGGCCUUUCGGCUGAGGAAAUUCAGAAGUUUGAGACUCUUGGUUAUGUGAUGAGUGGUAGUAGGCAUCAGAGAAUGAAUGCCAUCCGUAUCAGAAAAGAAAACCAAGUUUACAGUGCUGAGGACAAACGAGCGCUGGCAAUGUUUAACUAUGAGGAGAAGUCCAAGCGUGAGCAGAAGGUUAUGGCUGAUUUGCAGCGUCUGGUGCAGCGCCACAUUGGGCAGGAUUCUGGUCCUUCUCACGAUCCUUUUGCUGGGAGGGCUGGCGAGGGUGAUGAUACUUGA